Molecule: messenger RNA, 1143 nt
Organism: Sphaeroforma arctica JP610
Lineage: Eukaryota; Ichthyosporea; Ichthyophonida
Product: profilin-2
Exons: 3
Coding region: 33-419 (128 amino acids)
Cellular component (GO): cell cortex
Molecular function (GO): actin monomer binding
Source: RefSeq, a predicted model, not a curated record
CCCGCAUAUAUAUAUAGAAUAUCUCGUACAACAUGUCUUGGCAAGCAUACGUCGAUACUAACCUAGUUGGAACUGGUCACAUUUCCAAGGCCGCUAUCCACGGUUUGGAUGGUAACCCCUGGGCCUCGUCAUCGGGCUUCACAGUAACACCUGCCGAGGCUGCAGCGCUUAUUGCCGGUUGUGCUGACCCCACUCCCAUGUAUAGUGGAAUUUACAUAGCCGGAAAGAAGUAUAUGUUCUUAAGAAACGAGCCCGAUCGCUCGGUAUACGGCAAGGAGGGUUCAGACAAUGGUUGUUUUGUCAUUAAGACUGGACAGUGUGUCCUUAUUGCGGUGUACGAGGGCUCAAACAUCCAGCCCCGCCAAGCCGCCACGGUUGUGGAGAAGCUUGCAGACUACCUGAUCGAGGUCGGUUAUUAAAUAAUGCAGCUAAAGAGUUGAACUGCCUGUCUGCACGGAUAUCCGCUUCGAUAUGUGUUUGUAACAUUGCAUAAUAAGGUGCUGGAACCCGGAAUAAAUUAUUUCAUUUUAUCAUAUAUGCUUCUAUUCUUUAUAUGAUACGUUUUUCUAUAAGUAAUAUCGUUGUUGGUGUAUAUAUAAGAAUCUCGAUGUCGGUUCGUGAUAAACACGGGGGCACCUUCCCUAACUGAAAUUGCAUAGCGAUAUGAGGCGCGAUUUGUUUAUGCAAGGGGACAUGAUAACCUGCAUGGAUAUAUUGGUGUUUGUGGUAUGUCUUGUUUGGUCCUGAGUUGGUAACAGUUUGGGGUGACAGGUCUAACUGUCAAUAUGUAUGAGAUGUAAGUAGUGAAGCUUCUAAUGUUCAUCCGGAAGUCGUGAGCCACAGAAUAAGCGAAUAACGCCACUUAUCGGCAGCUGUUUUCACAAGCUAUCGGGCGUUCAUAUUUUUGUGCAAAACUGAAAACUACAUUGAAAUCCCAGUUCGAGUUGAAAUAUAUACAUAAAACGGUCACAGGGGGCAACGCUAUAAGUAAAAGCGAGUCCUGCAUUCCUCACUGUCACAAGGGUUUCCAACAUGCCGCGGGUACAUAAUGUAAAUAUGCGUGAACUUGUGGCCCUAUGUUUUGCAGCAUCCUGAUUCCUGCGAUCUGGGGCUGUCAGCAUAGAGAGUAGACAAAUGACUAAU